Acinonyx jubatus (cheetah) is the source of this 9306-nucleotide messenger RNA. RefSeq names its product mitochondrial ribosomal protein L44 (gene MRPL44). The coding region runs from base 90 to 1106 and encodes 338 amino acids. Gene Ontology annotation, molecular function: ribonuclease III activity; double-stranded RNA binding. Lineage: Eukaryota; Metazoa; Chordata; Mammalia; Carnivora; Felidae. The transcript has 4 exons. Gene Ontology annotation, biological process: regulation of gene expression; rRNA processing; primary miRNA processing. The record is from RefSeq and is a predicted model, not a curated record. Gene Ontology annotation, cellular component: nucleus.
AGUCCGAGUCCGGGGGUCUGUGUUACCGAGGCACCGGUCCGGCUUUUUUCCUUCCGCCCUCCGUUGAGUUUUUUUUUUUCCCCCCAGCAAUGGCAUCCGGCCUGGGGAGGCUGCUGUUGCUGGGGCCUCGCUGCCUCCUGGCCCCGGCCGCCCCCACUCUCGUCCCGCCUGUUCGGGGCGUGAAGAAGGGAUUCCGCGCCGCCUUCCGCUUCCAGAAGGAGUUAGAGCGCUGGCGCCUGCUCCGGUGCCCGCCGCCGCCCGUGCGCCGUUCAGAGAAGCCCAACUGGGAUUACCAUGCUGAAAUAGAAGCAUUUGGACAUCGGUUACAGGAGACCUUUUCCUUAGAUCUUCUCAAAACUGCAUUUGUUAAUAGCUGCUAUAUUAAAAGUGAGGAGGCCAAGCGCCAAAACCUUGGAAUAGAGAAAGAAGCUGUUCUUCUGAAUCUUAAAGAUAAUCAAGAACUCUCUGAACAAGGGACAUCUUUUUCAAAAACUUGCCUCACACAAUGUCUCGAGGAUGCAUACCCAGACUUGCCCACCGAAGGCAUUAAGAGUCUCGUUGACUUUCUCACUGGUGAGGAAGUGGUAUGUCAUGUGGCCAGAAACUUGGCCGUGGAGCAGUUAACACUGAGUGCAGAAUUUCCAGUUCCCCUGCCUGUUUUACAGCAGACUUUCUUCGCAGUAGUUGGAGCCUUGCUGCAGAGCAGUGGCCCUGAGAGGACUGCUCUUUUCAUCAGGGACUUCUUAAUUACUCAGAUGACUGGAAAAGAACUCUUUGAGAUUUGGAAGAUAAUAAAUCCCAUGGGGCUACUGGUAGAAGAACUGAAGAAAAGGAAUAUUUCAGCUCCUGAAUCUAGACUUACCAGGCAGUCUGGAAGCACCACAGCUUUGCCUGUGUUUUUUGUUGGCUUGUACUGUGAUAGAAAGCUGAUUGCGGAGGGACCUGGGGAGACCGUGCUGGCUGCGGAAGAAGAAGCUGCUCGCGUGGCACUCCGGAAGCUCUACGGGUUCACGGAGAACCGCCGGCCCUGGGACUAUUCCACACCCGGAGGGAAUUUCAGAGCAGAGAAGCUACCCGGCUACCCGGCCAAGCAUGUGGCAGCCUGAGAUCUGCGAGCCAGGCAGUGAGACACAGGUCAGAGAUGCUCACAGCUGGACAUUGUUCAGAUUGUAAAGAAAUAGGUCUUAUUCCUCAUCACGCGUUCCUAAAAUUAAACAGAUAUCCAUCAUGUCAGUGAUUCUUUUUUUUUUUUUUCAUUUUUGUGUUGUCAAAAGUCUUUUUAGAUGUCUUCCAGUAAAUUUUUUCUGAAGUCUUUGAUUUUAUUACUGUAUCUCACAUGUAUAGUUAGGCGUAUUUUAUUCCUUUCCGGCUUCAUCAUAAUUUGGGUAUGUGUUUCAUGCGAACUUUAAUGCCAAUAAAAAAGUCAUUCUCUAAAGACUUCAUUGUAGUUUACAUCGACAUACCCAGGUUGGUGAACUUUGCCCCUCAAAUAUUAUUUUAGCUAAAAUAGUAAUCAUUCUUAACCUUUAGAAAUGUAAAGUGCAGAUGAUCACAGUUGGGUAUUUACAUGAUCCUUAGAUUCUGUCAAGGUUUAGAAUUUUGUAUACUAAACUAAUUCAUCUCAUAGUUCUUGAAUUUCUAUAAAACAAAUGGCAGAGAAGGUUAACUUUUCAAAAGCAGUGUAAAAUACGCCAGUUGAAAAAGUAUACGUUUAUCAAUGCCAACGGAAAAAUAAAGUAUGUGUUUAUCAACUUAGUGUCCCAGAAUCACAGUCCUGGCUGCUGUGCACCAAGCAUGUUGUAAGUAUUUUACCGUAACGUUCAGCUUGUGGAGGGCAGAGCUCAGCGUGUCUCCUUCUGGUUCUUCGGUCCUUCGUGUUUGAUUCAGUGACCCUCCAACCACACAUUCCCUUCGUUUGCUUCUAAUUUUUGGCAGCAGUGAUAAUUUUUGGUUUCAGUCUGUCAGUAGUCAGUCCCAGGGGUUAACAAGAAAAGUGGGACUGGGGAGUUGAGAAUAGAAAUGUUAAAACUGACAGCACUUUUGCCGUGAAAUCUUUUUUUUUUAGUUGAAAUAUUUUUAUUUUAUGUUCAAAGAGCUAGCAUUAAGAUAGACACAAUGGAUGACCCAUUUCGUGAAGUCCACUUAAUCCAGCUUCAUGCAGCCUGGGUCCUUUGCGUCCUGAUGGAGACCCACCCCGGUGGCACAUCCUCAGGCCGUAAUUCCGGGUCAGAUCAUGCCCGUUGGAGCAGAAGUGGCGAGAACAAGAACCCUGGCUGAAUCUUCUCGGCUCCAGUAGAACCGCUGGUUGACCCGCCUUGCUUUCUCGGUGGCAGAAGACUUGCCAUAAAAUCUUUCUAUUAAGGAAGAUAAAGGGCCUUUGGAACCUCUUUCCCGAGACCGGUCAGGACAGUGGGACUUUUGUCAUAUGUAAGAGGGCUUACAGCUGUCACAGGAAAAGUAGAGACUGUUUUUAGAGAGGAAAGUCUCAGAAUUCCCUAAUUGGCUGCAUUGGUCGGUCAAAAGUAAAGUGUUUCACCUUUCUUUUGAGAGUUCACUCCAGCUCCUAACACUUGAACGCCGGGAUAGAGGGCCAAACCUAGUGGUAAAGUGCCACACUUGGGUGUGUCAUCCACAAGUAAACACGAUUUGUACGUAUCUCAUGGACACCAGAGAAGAAGAGAUCAUAGAAAAGGUUCUGAGAAGAAGAGACUGUAAAUGUCCUCCAAUCACGUAACUCAUCCAGUAUAUGCAAAAUGUCAGAUUUAGCUAGAGUAUUACUUUUUUUAUGAAUACUUUUUAAAAAUUAAUGUUCUUUUUAAACAUUUGUUUGUGUAUGUAUGCAUGUAUUUAUUUAUUUAAAUAAUCUCCACGCCCAACAUGGGUUCGAACUCAUGACCCCAAGAUCAAGAGUCACUUGCAUCCUCGGAAUGAGUCAGCCAGGUGCCCCAGCUGAAGUAUUGUUCUAAUUUUAUUUGGGGUGAACAGUUUUCCCAAAGGUCUUUAGAGAAUUCGAUUGUAAACUCGGUAGUCCUUCAUUUCCCUCGCAAGUAGUGCUGAUAAUCCCAGAUUUCUCCUGCUCAGGGCGUCUUGCAGGAGCUUAUCCUACAGGGUUGGAGGGAACUCUCCUCACCCUUAGAUUUUCAAGCUUCUGAACCUUGAAUGCUUCUAGAUUUACAUGUGGAGGAAAUCUAGGUCUAGUUUAUAAAAACUUUGCAAGGACAGAGAUCCAAAUCUCUUAGGAAGAAUGUGACUUCAACACAUUUCUAAGUAAAGUCUUCCCCGAUUUAAGUUGUAUUUAAAAACAUUUUUUUAAUGUUUAUUUUUUUAUUUUUGAGAGAGACAGAGUGUGAGCAGGGGAGGGGCAGAGAGAGAGAGGGAGACACAGAAUCUGAGGCGGGCUCCAGUCUCUGAGCUGUCAGCACAGAGCCCAGUGCAGGACUCAGACUCGGGAACAGCGAGAUCAUGACCUGAGCCGAAGUCAGACGCUUAACCGACUGAGCCACCCAGGCGCCCCAAAGUUGUACUUUUAAAAAACACCCACUAAACUAUGAUGGGCUGGAAUGUAGAAAGUAAAACACUAACAUACUUUUGCAGCUUCCUAUGAAAGAGCUUGAAACUUGUAGCUAACCUGUAGAUAAACUUUAAUUUGCCACGUAAGAACCAAUACUGCGUACAUUUGACAUGUGGGCAGGAGGAACACGGGGGUGUGAGGAUGUUGUCAAAGGCGUGUGUGUGACCAAAAGCAUACAGGGGCCACUUGGAGGACUGCCCUUUUUGGCCACUGUCUAAUUGACAUUGAGAAGAGCGUCCUUAUGAUCACACGGAAGUUGGAACAACACCGUAAGCACUGAUGCUUAAGGUUGGCCUGGCACCAGAGAAAGACAUUAAAGCCAUUCACGUUGCAAUUCUGACCUCCGUUUCCACCCUUUCCCACUUGCCAGUUCCCUGAGCCCAAAGCAUAAAAUUGAGCCAAAAACGUACGACUGAUGUCUACAGACUCAAUUACAUAAGCUUUAUCCUUUUUUAGUCCAUAAUGUUUUUAUGAUAGGCAUAUAUAAAACAGGGAAUAUUAUUCUCAAAGUGUUUCGUGUGGUCUUGAGAAAGUAAACUAUUACUAGAAACGAAUUUCCAAGGAAGAGCGGAACAAACGGGGGCUGUUUUUGUUUGUGUUCAGCAUUUUUUAGAUUUUGGCCACAAGGUGGUGUGGUAGUCCCACCUGACAGUUAAGUAGUGUGCAAAGUGCCGUUGGAGGGAACAGUUAUUUCCUCCAUACACAGGAAGGAGGGAUGUAUAGGGCAGAGGAUUAUAGUGAAACAUGACUUUUCAAGGUCGCAUAGAGCUCUAAUAUUCUAUGGACCUGACUGCAAGAAGCUAGCUCGCCUUGGCCCUCAGGAUGUGAAGCUCAGAAUUUGAUACAUGAGCAAUUCACCUAUGCUGCCAAGGAAUGAAUGUUUGAGCUUUUUUUUUUUUUUUAUAAAUAAAAAGAUUUUUUUUAACGUUUGUUUAUUUUUGACAGAGAGAGAGACAGAGCAUGAGCAGGGGAGGGGCAGAGAGAGAGGGAGACACAGAAUCCGAAGCAGGCUCCAGGCUCUGGGCUGUCUGCACAGAGCCCAACACAGGGCUCCAGCUCACGAACCGCAAGAUUGUGACCUGAGCCGAAGCCGGACUCCCAGCCGACUGAGCCACCCACGUGCCCCUGAGCUUUUUUACAUUUACUGAAAAGAGAGAAAAUUGUAGGGCUGACAUAGACAAUACUUUUAAAGAUUUUUAUUGGCCCCUUCUUCCUAUUCUUUUCUUCUGUGUGUAUCUGUGUGUGUGUGUGUGUGUGAACAAUGCUCUGUAGGGUCAGGGACUCUUACUGUGCAUCUUGACACUUCAUAAAACCGGGUGUGGACAUUCUUCCCAUUUGGGGGACCAGCUCCCAACUCUCCCUGACUGAGGGGCGCCCCCUGAGGAGCCCCCAGCAGGGGGCACGCUGCUACCCUCUGUAUCCCUAAGCCCACUUAAUCUUCUCCUCCCUUCAACUGACCCUCGUGUCAUCUCUCCAAACCUCCGUUUGUAAAGCCCCUCUACCACCAUCCCCCAGGACCCAGAGCUGUGGCUUACAACUUUGGCUGGCUAUCAGAGCGCUGGGAAGCCAGGGCUCUCUCUGUAGGAGACCAAGAACGAUUGUUACAUUAAAUCCCAUCUUGCAAACCAGGAACAAUUUUUUUUUUUCCAGGAGAAAAUUCACACAAUCAAAAAUUGUAAUCACGAGCGCACAUGCUCCUGAAAAAAAGACAGCCAUUUCGACGUUGGGAGUGUCUGCUUUUCCGCUAACACGCAUUCGUUCUUGUUCAGGUAUCCGGCUGCCGGUUAGGGCUCGCUCAUAACAGUUCUAAGAAAAAUUUCUGGAAGGAGAGCAACUGAGAAGAUUAAAAACAUUAACCUAUUCCCCCUUCAAGUGAGGAAGAACUCCAUUAUUUGUUUGCAGGAUACCUUUUUACCACAUCUGUUGUACAUUAAAAUUGCAGGAUGAACUAAUGAGUUUGUUCUAAUGAGUUUUGCAGAAGAGAUGAGUCAUGAGAUCAUUGACCUGCUAGAAGAAGAAUCUCUCUACCCGGAGAAAUUGCCUGACUUCCUGAAGAUACUUCCUCUACGCAAGUUAUUGAUCAGUGUCUCCCCAGCAAGACGUAUCAGUCAGGGCCAGAGAUACUUAUCAGUAGGCAAUAUAGUUAAUAAGACAAAUACAGUAAUAAAAAAACAAUUCGCGGCUCAUCCUCAGAUUAACUAACCUGACAACGAUGUCCGUGGGGCUCCUGACAACCUGCCUCCAAGACUCCGUUGUGGGUGCUGGGAUUGCUUCCUUGUCUACGAAGGACGAGCACAAAGUGUUGCCACUCUACGCUUGGUGGCUGGGGUUAGAAACUUCAGAUGAAGGACAGAUAGCACUGAGAAAUGUAAAAACUCACUUCUGUUUUGUUCCCUCGCAUUCAAUAAUUAAUCUGCAAACACUAAUAAUGUACCUGUUAUCAUAUAAAACAGUGAUUUCUCAUUUUGCAAACUUCUCCCUUGAAUCACAACUGCAUCGUUUUUCUUCCAAGAUUUGGGAGAGGGUCAAAGGGGCGGUUGGGGAAUCUCAGAAGAAAUGGGACUUUAGAGCCAGUGGUGUCCUCCGCUCUUGGGUGGCCGGACGUGGACUCGGUAGGACACAGGGUGUUCCAGCAGUCAUGGGAGGCCAAGGACACAGAAGUCAUCCCCCCAAUUAGUUAACUCUGUCUACGCCUCUCCCCGGGGCAGCCAACCCCAACCGGUCCUAGAAAGGCAUUUGCUACUCUGCUGUGACACCCAGUCCCAAUGUGUGGGUGUCUUUCCCCACACCACCAACACUCAGACGAUGGACGUCCUGCAAUUCAUCUGAAUUCUAACACCAUCUACAGAGACAGAGUGUCACAUCUCAUGGGUUAAGGGCUCAGGCCCACGAGGCUGCCUCCCCACCCCCCAACUUCAGAUGCCAAUUCCUGCCCAGGUUGUCACCUGUGCUUCUGACUCAGUGGCUGUAAAUCAGAGGUCCCCACGACUCCCUCACUGGGUUCUAUUAGCUUGCUAGAGCAACUCACUGAACUCAGAGAAACAUGUUACUAGUGAUCGCUGGUUUAUAAGAGGAUGUCCGUCAGGAACAGCCAGAUGGAAGAGAUACACAGGGCAAGGUCUGGGGCAGGGCGAGGAGCUCCUGUGCCUUCUCCAGUGCUCCACUCUGGCAAAUCUCCAGGGGCGCAUUAACCCAGAAGCUCUCUCAACCUGUCCUUUGGAUUUUUCCGGAGGCUUCAUUACAAAGACACAUUUGAUUAAAUCGUUUGGCCAUUGGCCAUUUGAUUCAACCUCCAGCCCUUCUCCCCUCCCCAGAGGCCAUUGGGGUGGGGCUGAAAGCGUCAGCCCUCCAAUCUGGUUGGGUCUCCUAGCAACCAGCCUUCAUCCUGCAGCCCUCAAGGCUCCCAGGUGUCUCUUUAUACCUUGGCCAACCCACCUGAUCCAGUCCUGGCUGGCAGUCCAGAUUCCUGAAGGUCUGCCUUCUGUGGAAAUACACACUUUGUGUAGGUUAGGGCUUAGAAUUAGCUAGAUGCCUUGUAACCCCAAGAGCUCCCUCCCAGGACCCAGGCCCUCUGGGUGCUUUCCUAGUUUGGCCCAAAGUUACCUUAUUAACAUAGAAAAAGACACCUUUGUAGCUUUCUAUCACUUUGUAAAUUCCAAGGGUUUGGAAGUUCUGUGCCAGAAAUGGGCAUGAAAACCAAAUACACAUCUCUUAUGAUAAAUCACAAUAUCAUAGCAAACGUGAUCUUUUGUGACAGGUCUGCAAUUUUUUGUGGCAAUCUCCGUAUCUUAAAUUUAUUCCAGUUUUCGUCAAAUAAAGGAGUUUUCAUAAAUUUUAUCUUUUUGAAGACAGGGCCUAUAGACUCAUUGACUGAAGUGUAUAAAAGAUACAAGUUGAAUUAUAUAAAAGUAAUAACUUGAGAAGAACUUUUUCCCCAGUCCAGAGAUUAUAAACCAGUUCUAGAGGCUGCUAGAGUCAGAAACUGCGUGCUGACUGGUGAGAAAGGGCUAAUGAUGAGUAAGCUGGUAAAACCAAGUGAAAAAGAGAGAAGAGAUAUUGUCUAGGAACCUUGACAUUAUGACUUUUCCAUGAGAUUUUCCCAAGUUCUGUAUCAUAAAUUUGAAACUUUACCAUUUCAUACACUGCAGAGGCGUUCAGAAAUGGGACCGGAUACUUUGAAAUUGAAUAUGCCCAGUGAAAUGUGACCAAUUUCUAUUUUGGGGGAGCAGCCUAUCUGUAACACCUAACAGGGCCACUCUACCAGACGGUAUUCGGAAAGCAAACUCUCCCGGUCCUUUCUGGAACGAGUACUCCUGGACCCAAGAGCCAGGGAUCCAGUCUGGGUCCUGCAGCUACUUUUAUACUUCUCUCGUGGACUAAUGUCCACCCGCUCCUAUUUGUGUAUCUUGUAAGUACAGUUGCACCAAUGAGGAACUUGACCUAGUAGGAGUCACGCUCUCCCUUCCACGAUGGCUUAUCAGGGAGAGGACACAUUUAUCUCUGUACCCCUUAGUACCUUGCACCCAGGAGGUGCCCAAAUGAAUAAAUGGAGUGUAUAUAACUCUUGGAUUUCUGCUAAAACUAUUCCUAUCUUCAACUACUCAAAAUAGCGUAACAGAACGGGACGAGGAAACUGGAGAAGUAAAACGGGCUCUCAAAGGCAUUAACCACACUAGCAUGUUUGCUAGGGUACAAGUAAUCUGUGUCAACAGUUCAAAAUAAAUUUACUCUUAAAUAAGGAAAGCAGUCCCCCCACCCUUUCCUUUCUCUCUUGGCUAACCAAAAUAUCCAUACUUAAAGUACUCAAAUAGUUGCAAACAGCAAAGCUCAGCCGACGUGACAAAUAAGAAUGACAAAUUGUUGGAGUGCUGAAUGUGCGGUUUUGAUGCAUAAAGAAUGAUGAUGGGCACCUGGGCGGCUCAGUCUGUUGAGCAUCUGACUCUUGCUCUUGGCUCAGGUCACGAUCUCGAGAUCAAGCCCCGCGUUGGGCUCCGCGCUGGGGGUGGAGCCCGUUCAAGGUUCUCUCUCUCUCCCUCUCAAAAGAGUGAUGAGUAGAGCUCACGGGUUUAAAAAAAAAAAGGAAAAAAUGUUUUUAAGUCUAGAUACAUAUUUUAAACCAUUCUGAUUUUAGAAACGUGAGGAGUUCUCCAAAAACAAAAGACAAAAAUACAUCUUGCCAUUUUAGAAAACAGACCCUCCAGCCCAUCACCAGAAGUGAAACAUGUACCCCUCACUCAGUUCCCAAGGAUGUCGGCACCGGGCGUCUUCUUUGCGCACUUGCUACAAAACUGGUCUUUACCUUGAACGCUGGGGACACGCCCCCGCGGGAGCCAGCGCUGAGACCAGGGCUGGGACUGCCUUCAUACUUACUCCCCUGCGGCGACUCAGGCACGGAUGGGUAGUGAAGCAGGGAACAGUGUCUGGCGUUAGAGGAAAGGAGUAGGAGAAGGCCAGGGGCUUUGGUUUUCUGCCGUUUGCCUGAGUGCAAAGGUUUAGAAGAGGUUUAAGUACUUUUAAAAGGCUCUGUUUCUUUUGUUGUAUUUUCAAUAACAGAGAAACGGCAUUUUUUUUUUUUUUACUACUCAUAACACUUUAUUUUUACUUUGUACAAAAUACAAAAAUGCAAAUCCAGAGAGUACAGACCAGUAGUGACAGGCACACUGCACAAGAGCAAACCUUGUCUAGCAAGACGUUAGUUUUUUAAACUUUAUUUUAGUGAAUACAUGCAUUAUAUA